AAUGAACGCUGCGAUUGAUAUUUAAAAACCAGACAGUCUGACAUCAAGUUAUUUACCUCAGCAUGCUGUGGUGAUUAUAAUCCUUUCUGUCUGUUGUUGGAAAUCUAAUCCAAGAUGGGAAAAGGCAAAAAGUCGACCAAACAAAGACCUGUGGAAGGCAGUGUGAAGGAGAAAGCUGAAGUGGCUAAAGAAAACAAACACGGAAAGACACCGACAAGCCCGGGUCAGCUCACCAUACACAGCUGUCUGAAUCCAAACAAGCCGCUUCGGAGUAACCCACUCGCCCCUUUAUUACACGACAAUUCUGCGGCGGACACGAGCAAACAGAGUGAAGUCAAAGAUGCAGAUGAGCAGAAUACACCCAAACAAGGAAACGCUGACAAACAGAUCCUGAACUGCUCACACAAUGAUCCGACUGUUCCUCAGAAAGAUUCUGGGACAAAGAAGCAAACAAAAUCUGGGAAAAGAAUAAAUGGUGAAAAGUCAACAGACAGGAAAUUGAAAGGCAAAGAGUCUGAACUCAAUCGAAAGGUCACAGAUUAUUUUCCUGUCAGGCGAAGUUGCAGGAAGAGCAAAGCCGAGUUGAAGUGUGAAAAGCAGCGGCACAUUGAUGAUCUGAUCAGAAACGGUGUGGAAGAGGGGCUGAAGGUGAAGUGUAUCGAAGGGAAAGGAAGAGGGAUUUUUGCAGACAGAUCGUUUCAGAAAGACCAGUUUGUAGUGGAGUAUCAUGGAGAUUUGUUAGAGAUUUCUGAUGCCAAAGCAAGAGAGUCUCAAUACGCUCAAGACCCCUCGACGGGCUGCUACAUGUACUAUUUCCGCUACCACGACAAAACCUACUGUGUUGACGCUACCAAAGAAACCAACCGUCUGGGCCGACUAAUCAACCACAGUAAAAAUGGAAAUCUUCAGACCAAACUGCAUGAUAUAAACGGCACGCCUCACCUCAUCUUCCUGGCCUCCAGAGACAUCGAGGUGGACGAGGAGCUGCUGUAUGAUUAUGGUGACCGCAGUAAAGAAGCCAUCGCUGCUCAUCCGUGGCUCAAGAACUGAUUCGCUCUCACUGGAGCGGUGUUUGCUGAUGGAGUAGUGUAAUCUAGACGUACAGUGACAUGUGACAUGUCUGAGUUGACUGGACAGAUGGUACCAUAAAAUGAAUUGUAUUGUCUUAUGAAAGUUUAGUUUUUAAAUGAAUACAUCUUGGGUUAAAGCUGAAUGAUGUGAAACUUUUUAAGCUAAUUGUCUAACCACUUAAUGGUUGGGGAAAGUUCACUCAAAUUAAAUUUACUCACUCAUGUUGCUCCAAACUUUCAGGACUUGCUUUUCUUCAGAAGAACACAAACUAUUUUGAAGAAUGUUUUAGCUUAAAGAAUGUUUUAGCUGUUUUUGUCAAACUUUCAAGCUUCAAAAAGGAUCAUGUGUGUUUUGCACAGGAAAGAUCAAUGUAUAUGUUUGGAAGGACAUGAGGGUGAGUAAAGGACAACAGAUUCUCAUUUUCGGUGAACUAUUAGUUUUAAUGAGUAACAUUAGAAUAUCAAUCUCUGACUUUAAUGAUAAGAGAGACGGGUAUAGUCACUGUACAUUUGUUAAGGCAAGUUGUUUGUGAAGCAAUUAAAAAAAAUUUUUUUUUA
This is a messenger RNA of Ctenopharyngodon idella (grass carp), 1628 nucleotides long. RefSeq names its product lysine methyltransferase 5Ab (gene kmt5ab). NCBI's taxonomy places the organism in Eukaryota, Metazoa, Chordata, Actinopteri, Cypriniformes, Xenocyprididae. The transcript is spliced from 8 exons. Gene Ontology annotation, molecular function: histone H4K20 methyltransferase activity; protein binding. The coding region runs from base 115 to 1050 and encodes 311 amino acids. The record is from RefSeq and is a predicted model, not a curated record.